Molecule: messenger RNA, 608 nt
Organism: Thelazia callipaeda (thelaziosis nematode)
Lineage: Eukaryota; Metazoa; Nematoda; Chromadorea; Rhabditida; Thelaziidae
Source: the annotation of a GenBank genome assembly
AUGUUCAGUACUGGAAGAAAAAAAUUUAAUGCGUCGAAUGAUAUCCUCACCAAUGAUGUUCCAUCAUCAUCAGAUGAGAAAAAAGAAAGUACAUUUAAAGUAAACUGCUUCAAUUGUGAUGGGGAACACAGUUUUCAAGACUGUGAAUUACCUCUGGACCAUCAAAGGAUAGCUGCAAAUCGAGCAGUGCAUUUCAAUAAUAAACGUGUAACACAAGAACGUUACACCAGUGCUGGUGAAAUUGGAUCUAACAGUUCAUUGAAAUUGCGGCCUGGUGAAAUAAGUGAUACUUUGAGAGAAGCUUUGGGUAUUGGUCGCAGUGAUAUUCCAGAAUGGAUUUAUCGAAUGCGUCGAAGGGGCUUUAUCGAUGGUUAUCCACCAGGAUAUUUAGCGGAGGGGCAAACUAGUAAGCUUCGAAGCUCUACGCUGGCUGUCGAUAAAAUAAUUGCAUAUCCUGGUUUUAAUUACUAUAAUCGUAAUCUCAAUGAUUGUGAAUGUUUUCGAGUACCAAGAUUCACAGAAUAUAUUAAAUAUCUUCAGGAGUACGUUGGGGCGAUCUAUAUGGUGAACAUUUUUCUACAUUCGUGUGUUUUUAAACGAAAUUGAAU